This is a messenger RNA of Necator americanus (New World hookworm), 507 nucleotides long. RefSeq lists its product as uncharacterized. The transcript is spliced from 3 exons. NCBI's taxonomy places the organism in Eukaryota, Metazoa, Nematoda, Chromadorea, Rhabditida, Ancylostomatidae. The record is from RefSeq and is a predicted model, not a curated record. The coding region runs from base 1 to 507 and encodes 168 amino acids.
AUGGUACAGUCGGGCAGUGCAGCGCUUCGCUUGCGAACGCAGUCGCCCUAUCGACGAGGGCUUCCUUGUGAACAUCGCGGUCCGUUUGACGAUGGCGUCAUCGUCAGCGAAUCCUUUCGAGGAGCAUAUUUUGAGAAUGCGACUAAUCUACAAUUUCGCGCGAGGAUAAGCAGCCUUCACCAUUAUGGAAAGGACGAUACCGUGGUAUUCGAUGAGGCCACUCCUAGAGCACAGAGAGAGGACCCUACCCACUGGCCACCGCCCGAGCAAGGAUACAGAGGACAACUCCUCAAAACCAAGGACAAUAACGCGAAGCGCGAGAUCCGCGUGGAUACGCUCGAUUGGAGCGACGACUGGAUAAAAGAAGUGGACAUGGUGUACCGGAGGAUGACACGUGGAAAACGUCAACAUCUUGCCCGUCCUUCUGAAGUAGUCAUUGAAAACCGUCUUCGCUUUUUUGGUCUCGUUAUGAGGAGAUCGUCUGAUGGUCUUGUCUUGUCCGAGUAG